Annulohypoxylon maeteangense is the source of this 1263-nucleotide messenger RNA. RefSeq lists its product as uncharacterized. The record is from RefSeq and is a predicted model, not a curated record. Lineage: Eukaryota; Fungi; Ascomycota; Sordariomycetes; Xylariales; Hypoxylaceae. Gene Ontology annotation, biological process: mycotoxin biosynthetic process. The transcript is spliced from 3 exons. The coding region runs from base 213 to 1022 and encodes 269 amino acids.
AGUGGAGUUUAUGUUUCAUCAAGUUGAACGCCGAGAUAUGCACUGUUCCUCUGGAUACCGAUACCCCAUGAGAUCGGCGGCUUAGAGUAGGUGACUCGUCAUACCACUUUAAUGGAGAUAGCUUAAUUGUAUGCUUAAUUGUAAGCUUCUUUCUUCCCGGCAGAGCUCCUCAUCAUUCCAAUCGAAGCUGAUAUUUUUCGUCAUCCACCAAAAUGGAAUAUGCGGCGCUUCCGACGAAAGAGUCUACAGAAUCCGAGACUCUACUUCUAAGCGAAAUCGCUUCACUUCGACCAGACAAGCCAAAUAAGUUACAUAGGUGGCUGCAUUGGGCUUUUCAUGGCAUCAGCUCUGCUAUUAUAAUCACCCUGCUCAUACUUCUGAGCCUAGUCUCUCAGACAAGCCGGGCUAAAUGUUGGAGCAUGUUUAAUUACUACUCUCCAGUAGACGAUGCCGUUGUUCCGCAUCCAUAUGUCCAUCAAGUCUUCAAUGGCUCACUCUGGCACCAGAACCGUUGGAAAGGCCCGCCUACUGAGGAAGUCGAGAAGGCCUGGUAUGAGGUUAUGCAAUAUGGCAUGAUCAGUGUUUCCAAGGAAGAUAUUGAGAAGGUCCAGCAUCCCGAUUGGUCAGCCAAAUUUCCCCCUGAAGCUGGUGGUGGAUAUAUCGCCGCGACCAUUGGAACACACCAGGUGCACUGUUUACAUUACAUCUGGCAAGAUCACUAUAUGGAGUAUUUCCCGGCGACGCAGGACAAGAAGCAGCGUGUGCCGGAGCUGUACGAACUCCACUACGAGCACUGCAUUGACUACAUCCGCCAGAGCCUCAUGUGUCAAUUUGACACCGGCAUCAUCCCGUAUAACUGGGUCUUGGACCACCAGAACCCGACACCGAAUGCCAACACGCAUCACAAGUGUGUUAACUGGGAUGCUCUGCAGGGAUGGCUGAAGAAGAGGGCAGUGAAGAUGCCUGAUAAUUUUCAGUGGAAGCAGCCUGAGGACGCUAUUUCCCUUGAAUGGAACCCAUAGGGAAGCACAAGACCAUUGUAUCACAAACAGUGUAAAAGCUCAAAGCAGCACUUUUAACACACGCGUAUCACCUAAGAAAAGAUGGUUAGCUACUGGCGCGGGUUUUAUUGACGGAGUGUCUUGAGCCUAAGCUCAGGUCAUAAAGGGGCAUACCUCGGACAUGGAUAUUCGUCUAGAGACUUAGGUAGCUAUUUACACCAAGGUGAUAAAUAAAGAAGUAUAAUUAAUGAGUGUAACAACA